Messenger RNA from Etheostoma cragini (Arkansas darter), 6134 nucleotides. Its product is annotated as xylosyltransferase 1-like. Gene Ontology annotation, molecular function: protein xylosyltransferase activity. The record is from RefSeq and is a predicted model, not a curated record. Gene Ontology annotation, biological process: chondroitin sulfate proteoglycan biosynthetic process; heparan sulfate proteoglycan biosynthetic process. The transcript has 11 exons. Lineage: Eukaryota; Metazoa; Chordata; Actinopteri; Perciformes; Percidae. The coding region runs from base 205 to 3012 and encodes 935 amino acids. Gene Ontology annotation, cellular component: membrane.
UGUGUCCUCUCCGCAGCCUCCAAACCUCUCUCCUCAUUUCAAGCCUUUGCCAAAUUCCCUCCUCCUUCCUCCUCCUCCUCCUCCUCCUGCUCUUCUGCCUGCCAGUAGCCCCUCUCAGCAGGCCGCGUAGCGGAGCAUUCACACCCCUCUGUCGCCGUUUAGCGGAUGGAGCUCUCAGCUUGAGCCGGAGGGAGGAGGAGAAAGAUGAACGGUAACCCGUGUGCCCGCAGGCUGGCCCGGCGCUCCAAAUCCGCCCUGCUGAUCGCCGCUCUUGCCGUCCUGCUGGUCCAGACUCUCAUCGUGUGGAACUUCAGCAGCCUGGACUCUGCCAGCGGGGACGGAGGCGCCAGGAACCGGGAGAAGAGAGAGGACCGAGCCGGGGGGCUCAACAAAGCCGACAGGGUGCAACCGCGGAGUGGGCUGCAGAAGAAGGGCGACCCGCCUCCCUCGCUCGGAAAGGCGGCCGUUCGGCACAAGCUGCAGGCGGACGUCUACCAUUCCCACCGGCCCAAAGAGAAGCUUCACCUGGACAGCAACAACAAUGAGAACUCUGUCCCUAAAGACUUUGAUACCAUUGACAGCAACAGCAACCUGGGGGCUCGAUCUCAACACCAGCGAGUGCCGGUUGCAAACCCCAAACGCAAGCUGGAUAAGGCCCAGGCACAGAGCAUGCUGGGAAAAUCUGCUAACGAGGUCCUCAAGUACCCUCCUGUCAAAUCCAGAGGGGUGGGCCACAAUCACAACCGCACCCACGCCCGUAAACCCCAUCCCCAGGUUCCAACCGUCCCAACACCGGUCCAGGGGUCCAAUCAGGAUCCACCGUUCUACAAGGCGAAAAUGUCAGCCUCCCAGCUGCUACCCACUUCGGAGCCGAGAAAGGACCAGCCGCAGUGUGAAAUCAGCGGGAAGGAAGCCAUUUCGGCUCUGUCCCGAGCCAAGAGCCGCGAGUGUCGGCUGCAGAUAGUGGAGGUCUACUGCAAACACAAAGACAGGGCGCUGAUGCCUGAGAAAGUGCCUCGCUACUGCCCCAUAGAAGGUAAGGCUAAUGUGAAUGUACAGUGGGAGGAGGACCCCUCAGAGGCUGCCCAGCUGGUGCCGGCACGGAUCGCCUUCGUCCUUGUCAUCCACGGCCGAGCCGUGCGUCAGUUCCAGCGCCUCUUCAAAGCCAUCUACCACACCUCGCACUACUACUACAUCCAUGUAGACCAGAGGUCCAACUACCUCUACAGAGAGGUUCUGACUCUGGCCGGACAGUAUCCCAACGUCCGAGUGACUCCCUGGCGGAUGUCCACCAUCUGGGGCGGGGCAAGCCUGUUGACUAUGUACCUACGCAGCAUGGAGGACCUUCUUCAAAUGUCCGACUGGUCCUGGGACUUCUUUAUCAACCUUAGCGCUGCAGACUAUCCCAUCAGGACCAAUGAACAGCUGGUGGCUUUCCUUUCCAAGUACCGCAACAUGAACUUCAUCAAAUCUCAUGGCAGAGACAACGCACGUUUCAUUCGUAAACAGGGUCUGGACCGCCUCUUCUACGAGUGUGACACCCACAUGUGGCGUCUUGGGGACCGCAAGAUCCCAGAGGGCAUUGCGGUGGACGGAGGAUCUGAUUGGUUCCUGCUCAACCGGCCCUUUGUGGACUAUGUGGUCAACUCCCGGGACGAGCUGGUCAGCAGCCUGAAGCACUUCUACACCUACACACUGCUGCCUGCUGAGUCAUUUUUCCACACUGUGCUGGAGAACAGCGCCCAUUGUGAGACCAUGGUGGACAACAACUUGAGGCUCACCAACUGGAACCGCAAACUGGGAUGUAAAUGCCAGUACAAGCAUAUUGUGGACUGGUGUGGCUGCUCACCCAAUGACUUCAAGCCCUCGGAUCUGCCACGCUUCCAGCAAGCGUCCAGACCCACCUUCUUUGCCAGGAAGUUUGAGGCCAGCGUCAGUCAGGACAUCAUCAACCAGCUGGACUCCUACCUGUUUGGACCGUACCCCCCAGGCACCCCGGGCCUUCAGGCCUACUGGGAAAACAUCUAUGAGCAGGAGACGGACGGCCUCGCCAGCCUAUCAGACUCCACGCUCAGCCACUACCACGCCUUCGCUCGCAUGGGACUGUCACGCGCUGCCAGCUCGCUGCAGGGACAUCCCAAUGACAACAGCUGCAGGUACAUGGCUAUGAGCCACCCAGUGUCGGUCCACCUUUACUUCCUGUCAGACCAGUUUCAAGGCUACCUAGUGCGUCACGUGGCCACUAACCGAGCCUCCACUCAACUGGAAACCUUGGAGACCUGGGUGACUUCCAAAGACCACUUCACCCUGGCCAGCCCCCACAACCCUACCAACAGGCUGCAGCAUGUCCAGGUUGGGGCUGACUGGGAUCCUAAGGAGCGUCUCUUCAGGAACUGGGGGGGUCUGCUGGGGCCCAAGGACGAGCCGGUGGCAGUGCAGCACUGGAGCCGAAGCCAGAGCAACCUGACGGCCACUGUGGUGUGGAUUGACCCCACCAACGUCAUCGCAGCCACUUAUGACAUCCUGGUGGAUGCCUCCGCUGAGGUCACCCACUAUCGGCCGCCACUCACCCUGCCCUUGAGGCCUGGCUUGUGGACACUGAGGGUGCUGCAUCACUGGAACCCGCUGGGCCAGACCAGCUUCAUCGUGGCUCCGCUGGAGUUCCACCGACAGCAGCCCUUACAGCAAGAGGAUGCCCUGCGGUUGCACGGUGGCCCAGCCAGGAAUUCCUACAUGGAGCAGAGUUUCCACGGCCUGAACCCGGUGCUUCGACUGCCUGUGAGUCUGGGCGCCGUGGAGGAGGCGGAGUCCAACGCUGCCCUGACGGGGGUGCCGCUGCGCCGCUGGCUGGACUGGCUGCUGGAGGGCCACUGGUCGGCCGCAGACGUCUGCUCCAUGGGACCCAGCGCCUGUCCCGUCAUGCAGCGUUGUCGUCUGACCGCCUGGAGCGCCGCCAGCCCCGACACCAAGUCUGAACUGAACCCACCCAGAAAGGACGGACGGAUCAGGUAGCAGACGGACAGGCUGAGGGAGGACAAGAGGAACAAAUGAAGGAAGACAUGGGGCUCAUGUCCUGUUUGUGUCUUAUAUUUAUUUAUUUAAAAUUUGUGCAACAUCAGAGUAAAAGGAAAUGGAUAAAUGAAACUUUGAAGUCAGCGACAGGAAGAAGAGGAACUAACUCAAAACACUGGGAAACAAAUCUUCAGUCCUUUUACUUUGCUGCUCAAAGCCCUCACGUAUGUGUGUGUGUGUGUGUGUGUGUGUGUGUGUGUGUGUGUGUGUGUGUGUGUGUGGACACGGUGUGUCAGAAGAACUCUAUACCUCGUUUGUGAGUGUUUUCCUGGGUUACGGUAUGCAAGUGAUUUAUACAUGUCCAGUUGCUAAAAACUGACAUAGUUGCUCGUUCUUAGGCCAUUAUUGAUAUUGUUUACAGCUUAGUGCUCAAUUUCCUGAGAGAAAUGGAUUCAUAGUGAUCAUACUUUUUCAUUUCAGACUAUUAUCCCCAGAUUACAAUUGUAUUCAAAAGGUUGAAAUAUUUAAAAUGCAACUUCCUAGAAAUGAACACUGAUCCUACAAAAUAAGUACUAAUUUAGUUUCCCCUAAAAAAAAAAAAUAAUAAUAAUUUUGCGAUGCUGUACGGGAAAUGAAGACAGAAGUUUGCAUUCUUUCUAAAAUAUUAAGUCAACAGGCUUUUUCAACCACAAAUGUGAUAUAGUUUGCUGAAAGAAUCAAGAGUAUUUUUUUGAAGAUCUAAAUCAAUUUGUAUUAUAAUUUGAAACUCUCAGCCUAAUCUUGUUUUAUCUGAGAGUUUCAAAUUACAACAAGACUACAGCAGCCCAUCAUUUAAAUCACCAAAGGACAAUGUUUGAGUUCUGGAGAACACUGCACACUUAAAUGUUGGGAUAACCGGCCUGAAACAAUUACUUUUCUUGAUGUUUUCCAGCUGUCAUGCAGGGAUAAUGAGCCUGAAAAAGGCAUCAGCUAUAGAUGUCCUCAUACAGAGCCAGGUGGGUGUCAGGAGAAUUUCUAAGAAUGAAUAUUUAUUUAUUUUUCUUUCAUUUGGUUGAUUGAAGCGACGUGCAAAGCAAAGACCACAGUUCCCAUUUCACCACAGUCAGUGUUUGUUUCUUUUAACCAUUAAUACUUUGGCUAACAUUAACCAUGUUGCUUUAUUUGCCUGAAAGGGUACUGCAAAUAGGAAAACACUGUAAAGAGUGGUGGAAUAAGUACCCAGAUCCUUUACUUUAGUAAAUGUAGUAAUAGAACAACAAAAACCAACAGCCCAUUAAGUAAAAGUACAUAAGUAUUUUUAAGCAAAAAGUACAGUUUGUAGAAUGGCCCCUUUAAGUGUGUCUUGAUAUUACAUAUAAUAUUGGUAUGCUAAGUUCAAGGUUCAACUACUUAAUAAAUUGGUUUAAUCUAUAAAAAGUAAUUUUAUAAAUUGCUGUAUUAUGUAAACUAUAAAAAGUAGCCAGUACCAAGCUAAACGCUGUCAGAUGGAGUGAAAUACAAAAGUACAAUAUUUGUUGUCAAGGUAGUUUAGAAUUGUACUUGAGUAAAGGUACAUUGUUACUUUCCACAACUCAAACUACAUGUUAACAUGUUAAAAGAUUUCUCCUCUGACACGGCCCUGCUCUGUAUUCUGGUGGGUUUGGUUUUCUUUCUGUGCCAUGUCUGAAUCCUUCAGAACGCCUGAGCAACUGUUACUCAGAACAGAUUCACCUUCACAUUUAUUUAUUUUUUUGUCGUAAAGUCAUUUUCUAUCUGCUCUUGGCUCGAGAAACUGAUGUGACGAUGUCCAAGUGUACACAUGAGUGAGUUUUUUUUUUUUUUUUAAGUCGGUGACUAAUUUGAUAUGCUGAUAUUUGCAGCGGGUGAGAUUGUUUUUUUGAAAAAAAUAAAACGUCUGCCUUUGUUUCUAAAAGGCCUCCACAUGUUGUCAGGACUGAUGGUAAAUGUUUUGGCUGGUUAAAUGUCCUCUCCUAAUCUGCUCUCAUUUUAACUACUUUGUGUGUUUUUGUACGACCAUAAGUGCUUAAGUACAGCUACAUAUUUUUAACUAAGGAUGUUUUGUUGGUCAUUUUUAGGCUGGGCUGUCAGUUACAAUAUUUUGUAUUAAUUAGUGCGUUAAGUUUUUUUUUUAAUAAGUUGUUUAAUCUUUAAGAUGUAAAAAAUAGCCAAUGUCCAUCAGCAGUUAUAACAAUCUAUGCCUUACAAAUGCAUACUUGUAUAUGUCUGAGCACCAAAAUGUUUUUUUAUUUAUGAUACUAAAGCAGCAUUAAAAAGGUCAUUGAAAUAGCUUAUAAGUUGUUUACUAAAUAUUGUUAUUAAAUAACGAAUGUUUUAGGAAUAUAGAUUUCAAAAUGUAUAGAAAAAAUGUAGACUAGGAAUAACCAGAACAACUUGGUUUAUGUAUUGGUAUAUUAUAAUCAUAAGCCUUCCAUACUUUACAUUACUUGCAUAACCUGCAUCAUCCUGUGAGUUGGGUUGGGAUGUAGCAGGUGAGAAGGAGAGGGCAGGCCAGCCAGGACAUUUAGAUGCACCUUUAGAUUGCCAUGCUGCUCAGUGAUGGACAUUGUGCCAAGACAUAAAAUAUUCAUACUAGGUCUGGGUUGCACCAGUGAAGAUGAAGGUUAUACUCUGCGGUUUUUAUGAUCAAUAAUGCAUAAAAUCUGUGCAAAAGUCAAAUCUGUUCUAACAGUUUAACAUGGAAAAAACUAAAUCCAAUUCAGGUUAUAAUGGGUUCAGAUCAAUUUGCAUUACAUGGGGUUCUGAAUUGUAAACUACUGUUCAAUCACGCAGAAAUCGAAGGAGCAGAUGGGAUUACAUUUCACACAAAUUAUAACUUGAUUUUCCAAAAGACAAUUACUAAAUGUAUUGAUUAAUAAUAAUAAUGGCAGUCCCUUUCAAAACAAUAGUUCAACAUUGUGAGAAAUGCAGAGUUAGAUGUUGAGAUUGACACUGCUCAUGUCUGUGCUGUAAAUAUAAAGCUACAGUUAGUAGCCAGUUAGCUUAGCUUAGCAAAAAGACUGGAAACAGUAGGGAAAAGCUAGCCUGGCUGUCCAAAGGUUACAAAAGCUGCCUAACAGCUAAAGAUAACUAAUUAACUCAAAGAAGUACCUGAUUUUAGCCCC